AUUCCCUCCCCCCCAACGAAGGAUAAAAAAAAAAAAAAAAAAUCUUCCAUCGCCUUCGCGUCAAUCGCAUUCGAAAAGCUUCCCCCAGAAUCCAGUCCCCUAGGGUUUCGAUUCUUCGUCGUCGUCGUCUUCGAUUCUUCGAUUCUUCGAUUCUGUCUGCGGAGAUGGAGGGAGCGAGCAACGGGGGGAUGCUGUACCACGAGGUGCAGGAGUCGAAGCUGUGCGCGGUGCACUGCGUCAACACCGUCCUCCAGGGCCCCUUCUUCUCCGAGUUCGACCUCGCCGCCCUCGCCUCCGAUCUCGACCGCAGGGAGCGCCAGAUGAUGAUGCCCGUCCCCGGCGUCGGCGGCGUCGGCGGCGGCGGCGACUUCCUCUCCCAGGAGUCCCACAACGUCUCCCUCGACGGCGAUUUCAGUAUCCAGGUUUUGGAAAAGGCUUUAGAGGUGUGGGACUUGCAGGUCAUCCCCCUGAACUCACCAGUUGCUGAGCCAGCGCAGAUAGAUCCGGAGCUGGAAAACGCCUUCAUAUGCCAUUUGCAGGACCACUGGUUCUGCAUUAGGAAAGUGAAUGGAGAGUGGUAUAACUUCGACAGCCUAUAUGCAGCGCCUCAGUAUCUCUCCAAGUUCUAUCUCUCUGCCUAUUUGGACUCUCUCAAAAGCUCUGGGUGGAGCAUUUUCCUAGUGAGGGGGAAUUUCCCAAGAGAGUGCCCAAUUUCGUCAUCGGAAGCCCCCAGUGGUUACGGCCAAUGGCUAUCCCCUGAAGAUGCCGAGAGAAUAAUAAAAUCUUGCAAUACAACGCAACCUCCUCCUCCUCCUCAAAGAAGUCAGACUGAUCAUACCCUUUCUGACAUGGAAGCCGAGGAAUUGGAGGCUGCAAUAGCUGCCAGCCUGAUGGACACCCCCGCCGCGACCCCUCAAGUGAGUGAAGUUGCGACCCCUCAAGCGAGUGAAGCUGCAACCACUCAAGCCGAGAAGGAAACAAGAUAGAGCAGAAGAUUGUUUGGCUUUUUAAUUUUUUGGAAGAGACUGCGAAAUUUCGACAAUGUAGAAUUGAAAGAAAUUGCAGUUCGGGAGGCAUAAAGUUAAUCAUAAUUGUGGAAAUACUUUUUAAGUUCCGGCAGCUCCUGAUAGUAAAUGUCCGGACAAUUUCAUUACAAGAAGCUUACCCCAAAAAAAUGUGAUUCAAGGGGGGCGAGGGUGAA
This is a messenger RNA of Eucalyptus grandis, 1201 nucleotides long. RefSeq names its product ataxin-3 homolog. NCBI's taxonomy places the organism in Eukaryota, Viridiplantae, Streptophyta, Magnoliopsida, Myrtales, Myrtaceae. Gene Ontology annotation, biological process: protein deubiquitination. Gene Ontology annotation, molecular function: cysteine-type deubiquitinase activity. The transcript is spliced from 2 exons. Bases 165 to 986 code for a protein of 273 amino acids. Gene Ontology annotation, cellular component: nucleus. The record is from RefSeq and is a predicted model, not a curated record.